UUGUACAAAUUUGCAUCAUAUAUGAUUGAAGAAAAAAUUGGUAUCCUUUCAAAAGUUCACCUACAUUUCGAUGAUUUUAUCACAAUUUAUGAAGAAGAUCAUAAAGAAUCUUAUGCAAUAAUCAAAGAUAUUUUUCAACAUAAAGGUAAUAAUAACAAAUAUUAUACAUUUAUUAUUGUAAAUUGGUUUGAAGAUACUAUGGUUAAACAUUCAAUAAUAUUCAAAAAGUAUACUUUAUUCAUAAUUGUAAUUCAGAAAGAUGACAACUACCAAAUCAAAUAG
Molecule: messenger RNA, 282 nt
Organism: Rhizophagus irregularis DAOM 181602=DAOM 197198
Lineage: Eukaryota; Fungi; Glomeromycota; Glomeromycetes; Glomerales; Glomeraceae
Source: RefSeq, a predicted model, not a curated record